GGAUGUCCCACUCCCACAUCGACUGCAGACACUGAAGAAUGAACAUUAGGGAAUGGUUAUAAAUAAGGAACUGGCGGGCUUCACAAUUUUAUCUUCGUGUAGCGAUAGGCGGGUUCCGAAUUAUUUGGAAUGUCUCUUCUUCUCCCCGAUGCAAGGAACGAUGAAGAUCGAGAUGCAAGGAACGAUGAAACCCUAACCCUUCCAAUCCCGAUUUCUUCAUAAUUUCUGCACAAUUUUUGAAACCCUAAUUCUACCCAUUCCGAUUUCUUUAAAUAUUAACAACUUCAUAACCUAAGAAACCCCUAAUCCUACUAAUUCCGAUUCUGUAAAAUAUUAUCAAUGUCUUGCGGUUUCACCGAAAUUUCGGCCGAACCUUAGAAUCCUAAUCCUACCAAUUUCGAUUUCAUAUUUUUAUUAAUUUCUCGCAGUAUCAUCCAAAUUUCGAUGUUCGGAUCAUCCGUUGUGACGCUCGAUCGAUUCAUCAGAAACCCUAACGUUUAAACUUUAAUCUGAUAUCCUCCUUUUCAAUGGAUUAAUGUUGGGUACUGCAAAUCACGAAGAUCAAAUUCAUCCGAAAACCCUAAUCUGAGGAUCUUACGAUCUCCACAUUUCUGAGUCGCAACAGCAUUGUUACUUCAUAAUGGUGUCAGUCAUCCUUGCUGUACUUCAGAUCAUGAAGCAUUUGGUAUGGGAUCUUAUCUAUUUAUUGAUAAUUUUAACUUCUCAUCAGAUUCUUUUUAUUAUUUUAGCAUUCGUGAUUAGGGAAAAACAAGGAAGCACUCACGUUUUCUCAGAGUAUGGGAACUUUGGCGAAAGUAUUGAAUGUACCUUCCAUUUCUUUGGAGUUGCUAUAUUGGAAUCUGUUGGGAUUGCCAAAGCAUUAGCAGCAAAGAAUGGGUACGAGUUAGAUUCAAAUCAGGAGUUAUUUGGUCUUGGAGUAUCCAAUGUCGUUGGCUCAUUUUUUUCAGCAUAUCCCACAACAGGUUCUUUCUCAAGAUCAGCCGUGAGCCACGAAAGUGGAGCUAAAACUGGCUUAUCUCAGAUUGUUACAGGAAUGGUCAUGGGUGGGGCCCUUCUUUUCYUGACUCCAUUGUUUAAGUACAUACCUCAGUGUGCAUUGGCUGCCAUUGUGAUCUCUGCUGUAAUAACUUUGGUGGAUUACGACGAGGCUAUUUUUCUAUGGCGCAUUGACAAGAAAGAUUUUCUUCUAUGGGUGAUUACUGCAAUUUCUACGUUGUUUCUUGGCAUUGAGAUUGGUGUCUUAAUUGGGGAUCAGAACUCGGAGAUGAUAAUUGGCCGCGGUAGGAUGAUUGAUGGUCUCUACUACUUUGAUGAAGCUCUGUUGGGACGUCUUCCUAGCACUACAGUGUAUAGAAAUGUUCAAUAGUAUUCUGAGGCCUACAAUGGAAUUAUGAUUGUUUGGAUUGAUGCACCAAUUUAUUUUGCAAACAAGUGUUUCAUGGAAGGCAGGUGCUUCCUUCUACUUAUAGUCUUAGUAGUUUUGACUUUGGCGUUCUUGUCCUCUCCAUAUUACGUUGAGAACAACUUACUUUUUAUUCUGUGAGUUUUCCCAAGUAAACGAAUACAAUAAUAAAGGAUUUUUUUUUUCUUUUAACGGGUUACAUGGAGAUACGAAGUUGAAGUCAACCAAUCUGCUGGUCGUGGCUCAAAUUUUGGAAGAGUUUAUUUCGUGAUUAUAGAAAUGGCACGUAAGUUUUAUUCAUCCUUCUACUUUUUUAGAAUUCAUAAAAUACAUAUAUAUGAAAUGCCUCACUUGUUUUUUCUCUUUUUGUUGGUGUGCUCCUCCCACUAUUUAUUUUCAGCCAGUCAUGAGUUCUAUUCUAUUCUUCCAUUCGUUAUCUGUUUAAUCUAAGUGGCCAUUAAAUAAUAUGGUUUGCAUAAUCUUCAUUAGUAUCUAAUAACAAUUUCAUGUGCUAAAAGAUUUCAUCUCUAACUCAUAGAUAACUUUUGUGUAGAAUAUGAAAGCCUACGUUUUAGAGUGCUUUUAGCCAAAAGAACCUUCACCAUUACCAAAAAGAGUCCUAACUGAAGAUUCGGCCCAAUUGACUUUUAAUUCCAAAGACACUUCAAAAACUCUAACAUUAUAAAGCAUUAGAUCAUCCACCUCACAAGGGAAAAUUUUUUUAAUAACACUCGCAAACUGAAGAUGAGAAACCAUUAUUGUUUACCCACAGAAAAUCCUCCGGCGGAACUUUCUGAAAGUUCAGAAAGUUGCUGAAGAAACAACUAUCUGCAAUUUACUAAAGAACUAGAUAAUAAUAAAAAGAAACUUUGUGGGCUUCUGGGUUGCAUUGUAUCUGUUUUUGAACUGGCAAGCGUAUGAUAGAAAUGAUUGCUUUUUGCUUAAAUUCUAAUUCUUGAUUGGUUGCUUCUACAUCUGCAUUCGACCACAUGCCAUAGCUCUUCAGCAGUAUUCUAUUGAGCCAUUUACUUACAAUUGGAAUGUGAUAUUGCUGAUAUUAUUUCUAAAACAGGUGCUUAUUUCAAUUUAUUUAUGAUUGGAGAAGAAUAAUGCACUUACAGAUUUUCAGAGUUGCUAGUUCCCUAACAGAUUGUAUUAAAUAUUGAGUCUAAAAUUGAGUUGUCAGAUAAUUUAUCAAGUUAAAUGUCACCAAGUCAAGAUAAUUAUUUUUAAUUCUUAAGCAACUCUUAAGUGACCACAUAUUAGUUAUGUUGUUGGUUCCAUCUUAAUAGGAUUGAUUUAUGCAUAUGACAUGAUUAGAAGUAUGAAGUUCAAUGACAUCAGUCAUCAGAUAAUAGUUUAUUAACUAAUUUUUGUUUAUAGCUAGAAGAUUAUUUAUUUAUCUUUAUUAUUGAUAGAUUUCUUCUAGGUCAUGGUAUAGAAGAAAUAGGCAGGAAAUAACCCAUUUGAUGCCUCCAUCUCCCUUGAAUUGUUGAUUUAAUGAUUGCAUUGAUAUAUUUAUUGUCUAGAUAUUUGUUGCAUUUGUGAAAGGGUUUCUU
This is a messenger RNA of Momordica charantia (bitter melon), 2982 nucleotides long. The record is from RefSeq and is a predicted model, not a curated record. NCBI's taxonomy places the organism in Eukaryota, Viridiplantae, Streptophyta, Magnoliopsida, Cucurbitales, Cucurbitaceae.